Symbiodinium natans is the source of this 270-nucleotide messenger RNA. The record is from the annotation of a GenBank genome assembly. Lineage: Eukaryota; Dinophyceae; Suessiales; Symbiodiniaceae.
AUGGCGCCGCCGUUUAUCCGGCUCGUCCGCCCGCGCUUUCAAAUGCACACAGGACACAUCACCGUGGGGGGGAGUAUUUGCAUGCAGCUCCUGACCCCCUCCGGUUGGCUGCCCACCGUUUCCCUGGAGAAUGUCUUCGUGGCGAUUCGGAGCGAGAUGGUGGAGGGCGGUGGGCGCCUGGACUUCAGCUGCACGCGGGACUACAGCGUCGAGGAGGCCAGGGAGGCCUUCCAGCGCGUGGCGCAGCGCUACGGCUGGCUCAGGACGUGA